This is a messenger RNA of Xenopus tropicalis (tropical clawed frog), 2292 nucleotides long. It is a transcript of the gene dimt1, whose product is annotated as DIM1 rRNA methyltransferase and ribosome maturation factor. Gene Ontology annotation, biological process: rRNA processing; rRNA methylation; rRNA modification. Gene Ontology annotation, cellular component: nucleolus; nucleoplasm. Gene Ontology annotation, molecular function: rRNA (adenine-N6,N6-)-dimethyltransferase activity; RNA binding; 18S rRNA (adenine(1779)-N(6)/adenine(1780)-N(6))-dimethyltransferase activity. The record is from RefSeq and is marked provisional. NCBI's taxonomy places the organism in Eukaryota, Metazoa, Chordata, Amphibia, Anura, Pipidae.
CCACGUUGGGGGCUAGUAAGUGGUACAGUAACAGGGAACAUGCCGAAAGUCAGAGCGGAGAAGAAAACACGGAGGCAUCAGGAGGUUAAGAGUCAGGGGGUUUUGUUCAACACUGGACUAGGACAGCAUAUUCUGAAGAAUCCCUUGAUUGUGAACAGCAUUAUUGAUAAGGCUGCAAUAAGACCUACAGAUGUGGUGCUUGAAGUUGGCCCCGGUACUGGUAACAUGACCAUGAAGCUGUUAGAAAAGGCAAAAAGGGUGGUUGCUUGUGAACUUGACACACGCCUUGUUGCAGAGCUUCAAAAAAGAGUCCAAGGCUCGGCAGUUGCAAGUAAACUCCAAGUCAUGGUUGGCGAUGUUUUGAAGACAGACCUGCCUUUCUUUGAUCUCUGCGUGGCUAACUUGCCUUAUCAGAUUUCCUCCCCAUUUGUUUUCAAACUUCUUCUUCAUCGACCAUUUUUUAGGUGUGCGGUGCUGAUGUUUCAAAGAGAAUUUGCACUGCGCUUGGUGGCCAAACCUGGAGAUAAACUGUACUGCAGGCUUUCCAUUAACACUCAGCUCUUGGCUCGUGUUGAUCACAUCAUGAAAGUAGGAAAGAAUAAUUUCAGGCCCCCUCCAAAAGUUGAAUCCAGUGUAGUCCGGAUAGAGCCCAAAAAUCCUCCACCUCCUAUUAAUUUUCAGGAAUGGGACGGGCUGGUCAGGAUUGCAUUUGUUCGAAAAAAUAAAACCCUUGCAGCAGCUUUCAAAUCCACGGCUGUGCAAGAGCUGCUUGAGAAAAAUUACAAAAUCCAUUGCUCGCUGCAUAAUAUUUCGGUGCCAGAAAACUUCAGUAUUGCAGAAAAAAUUGAAGGAGUUCUCACAGAAACCGGAUUCAGCGAAAAACGUGCCCGUUCAAUGGAUAUCGAUGAUUUUAUGGCACUCCUUCAUGGAUUUAAUUCACAAGGAAUCCACUUUACAUAAGCACCUUGGGACUCUCCGCUGACCCCGGCAGUUUGGUGACAAUGGAUUUCUGUCACAGGGAGGAAUCGGCCACUGAUCUUGCAGUUUGUGUAGAAUGGUUCUCAUUUGUACAGUUUCUCUUCCACACUACCUGCACAUUACUGUUGUGAACACUGAAAUAAUGUGUGACCUGAAAUGUAAAAUAACUUAUACAAAGCCAAGUCUGAUAAUGUCUGGGCAACACAAGGAGAGGAAAUAGAAAUUCUGCUUGUUGGCUACAAGCCAAUUGCUUACUUUUUCCCCAGACCAAUGCUGGAUUUAGUACUGUGACCCAUGCAUCAUUUUGGUCAUUCUCAAUGCUCAGUUUCAGCUUCUUCAGACUUGUACAUGGACCCAAUAGUACAUUUUGGGCUACUGGGCACAUUGGAGGCUAGAAAGCCACAAGGGUGCAUUGGGAGAACUCUAGGUAAGAAAGGUCCCUGGCGCCAUUACAAUUUUUUCCCAAACAGAAGCACCAGUCUGGGGGAAAAGUUUUCUGGGUGGUUCACCUUUAAGUUAGCUUUUAGUUUGUUAUAGAAUGGCCACUUCUUAGCAACUUUUCAACUGGUCUUCAUGCUAUUAAAAUUGUUUUUGGAUUAUUUGCCUUCCUCUUCUGCCUCUUUCCAGCUUUCAAACGGGGUUCACUGACCCCAGCAGUGGCUACAAUCUUGAGGCUACAAUAUCAUUGUUAUUUUCUAAUAUCUUUCUAUUUAGGCCUCUCCUCUUCAUACUUCAAUCUUGCACAUCACUAUCUAGUUGCUAGGGUAAUUUGGACCCCAGCAAACAUAUAGGUGCUAUAAACUGGAGCAUUGCUGAAUAAAAAGCUCAAUAAUGAAAAAAAACACAAAUAAAAAAAUGAAGACCUAUUGCAAAGUGUCUCAGAAUAGCACUCUCUAUACAUACUAAUAGUAAUGGUGAACAAACCCUUUAAUAUGCUGGGGAGUGUUUAAUAUGUCCUUUGAUUAUGGUUUCUUGCUAUUAUUUAACAUACAAUCACAACUAUUUUAUCCAACUCUCGGACAAUAUAACCUAUUUAUAAACCAGGUUUACUUUCUCUGUAUCUUUUCUAAAUAUAUAUACUGUAUAUUUCUAUGUAAGGGAGCUGCAACAUUGCUGUACAUCUACUGAACGAUUGAUUCUUGCAAAGAUUUGAAGCAGUGUCCCCAGAGAGACUGGAUAAUGAUGGAAGUGGCUUGGCUCUUGCUGGCUGUAAAGAGAAACACAACAUUUAAACAAAAAAUCCUGCAGACCCAAGAGCAACAAUUUUACUCAGCAAUAAACGCACAUCUAUGCAAUGUGUUUGGCUCCAGCUUU